Molecule: messenger RNA, 10942 nt
Organism: Uloborus diversus
Lineage: Eukaryota; Metazoa; Arthropoda; Arachnida; Araneae; Uloboridae
Product: protein crumbs-like
Exons: 22
Coding region: 73-6726 (2217 amino acids)
Biological process (GO): heterophilic cell-cell adhesion; establishment or maintenance of epithelial cell apical/basal polarity
Cellular component (GO): plasma membrane; protein-containing complex
Molecular function (GO): calcium ion binding
Source: RefSeq, a predicted model, not a curated record
GUUAAACUUUACAACAAUUACAAUGUGAACAAGCGGAGUUCUUUAUUAUGUUGAUAACAAGUUGGAAUUAAAAUGGGAUUCCAAAGGAAGUUUAAUACAGGUGAUAUGAUUACAUAUCUACUCAUCCUUCUACUUCAAGUGCAGCAUGCAUUCUCACAGGGAGCUGAAGGCUUCUUCAACGGUUCAUCUUUUGCAUCCAUAAGUACUUUAUUUGACCCUCGUGCAAGGACUUCUCUCAGUUUCAGGACAUGCUCCAGCGGCCAACUCUUGUAUCAAGAGGGUAUUACUGGGGACUUUAUGAAAUUAGCGCUGUUACCUAGUGGUACUCUUGAGUUUUCUUGGCAGGUGAAUAGGCAUCGCCACGCAGUUACUCUAGGGUCUAAUCUCAUUGACAACCACUGGCAUGAUGUGGACUUAAUUCACAGACUGGGCUCUGUGACACUCUCUGUGUCGCGGAAGUCCCUACUCAUAGCAAAUAGUUCGAACGAGAAUAACUUGUUUGAUAUGCGACUAGAAAGUGCAAUUCCGCAACUGGUCGUUGGCAGAGGCUACACUGGUUGUAUCCUCCAAGGUGCUGGUGUUGUGUUAAAUGAUUCAAACGUCCACUCGGAAGAUGUUACCUGGGGUAAAUGCCCAUUACCUGACAGAGGGGAUUGUGAUGGUUAUAUGGUUGAUCAUUGCUUUAGCCAACCCUGCCACAAAUAUAGCAGUUGUGUAUCUUUGCCAAAUGGUUAUGAAUGUGUUUGUACUUCAAGAUAUUCUGGAAAAAACUGUGAUAUAGAUUUAGGUCCUUUAUGUAAUAAACUAGAAUACAAUCAAUGCCAAAAUGGAGGUGUUUGCCAAGAGGAUAAGUCAGGAAAUUCCACUACUUGUGCUUGCCCCCCGAAAUAUACAGGCGUUCACUGUGAGACAAUGAUUGAUAACACAUUCUGUGACUUCAUGCCUUGCCGUAAUGGCGGAACCUGUAACAUAAAUCAGUAUCGAGACAACUAUGUUUGUACUUGUCCACAAGGAUUUGCUGGUGUUGAUUGUGAAUUAAACAUUGAUGAAUGCCAAUCAUCUCCUUGUCAAAACAAUGGUUCUUGCACGGAUGAAAUAAACUCCUACACAUGUGAUUGUACCCGAACUGGUUACCGAGGCCCCAACUGUGAAGAGAAUAUCAAUGAGUGUGAGGAAAACAACCCUUGUUACACUGGGAGCCGAUGUUUUGAUCGUUAUGGAGACUACAUCUGUGAUUGUCCUCCUGGUUUUGGAGGAAAGAAUUGUGAUCAAGAAGUCAAUGAAUGCGACUCAAGUCCAUGUCAAAACAUGGGGACAUGUACAGAUAACCUGAAUAGUUACUUGUGCCACUGCGUUGCUGGUUUUGCUGGCAUUAAUUGUGAGGAAAACAUUGAUGAUUGUAAUGGAGUUUCUUGUCCAGAAAAUAGCCAUUGUGUUGAUGGAGUAAAUUCUUUUUCGUGUGUUUGCAAUCCAGGAUAUUCAGGUGCGGUCCCUCAUUGCCAAGAGAUUGAUGAGUGUGCUGAAGGUCCUUGCCUAAAUGGAGCCACUUGCCAAGACCAGUUAAAUGGUUUUGUUUGCACAUGUAGAGAAGGCUUUGUUGGUCGACAUUGUGAGAUGAAUAUAGAUGAAUGCAAUUCAGCCCCAUGUCAAAAUGGAGCAACCUGUGUGGAUGGAGCUGGAUCUUACACUUGUGAAUGUGUCACUGGAUAUUCAGGAAUGAACUGUGAAAUUGAUAUCAAUGAUUGUGAGCCCAAUCCAUGCAAGAACAGUGCUAUAUGUACAGAUUUGGUUAAUGACUACUUUUGUGAAUGUCUUCCUGGGUGGGAAGGUAAAACUUGCAAUGAAAAUAUUGAUGAAUGUCUUACCCAACCCUGCAUGCAUGGUCAGUGCGUAGAUUUCCUGAACAAUUUUACUUGUAAUUGUGACCCUGGAUACACUGGAAUGCUUUGUGAAGUAAAUAUAAAUGAAUGUGAAUCAAGUCCAUGCUUAAAUGGUGGGACGUGUACAGAUCUCAUCAAUGACUUUUCGUGCCAAUGUCCGGAAGAUUUCAUGGGAAAGAAUUGCCUGGAAGUCUAUGAUGCUUGCAGCUCAUCUCCAUGUAUGAACGAAGGCGAAUGCCGAACCAAUAUCCCAUCACAUGACUUCACGUGUGCUUGCCCCACUGGAUAUUUAGGACCUCGAUGCGAGGUCGACAUUGACGAUUGUGAAGGCAUUGUCUGUCCACCUGGCAAAAUAUGCAUUGAUCAAAGGAAUUCCUAUGAGUGCCGCUGUCCGAUCGGAUUCACCGGUGCUGAUUGCUCAACAAAUAUUGACGAGUGCAGCAGCAACCCAUGCGUCAACGGUACCUGCAUUGACGGCAUUGGGAACUAUGCUUGCCAGUGUCCUCCUGGACUCUCUGGGAAACAUUGUGAAGCCGACAUCAAUGAGUGCGAAAGUUCUCCAUGUGCUCAUGGUCUGUGCCAAAACAUGUUCGGUACUUAUGCAUGCUACUGCACUCCAGGUUAUACUGGCACAUUUUGUGACAUCGAGUUUAACGAAUGCCUCUCAAUGCCUUGCAAAAAUAAUGCAACUUGUAACGACAUUGUCAAUAACUACAGCUGCACCUGUGUACCCGGGUUUGCUGGCAUCAACUGUGAAGUGGAUAUCAAUGAAUGUGCUUCUGAUCCUUGUCAAAAUGGAGCGACUUGCAAUGAUUUGAUCAAUCGAUAUGAGUGUGCCUGUGUCCCUGGCUUUUCUGGGAUUAACUGUGAGAUUAAUAUAGAUGAGUGUGAAUCUCAACCAUGUUUGAACAGUGGAAGAUGCAUUGAUAUGAUAAAUCAAUUUGUGUGCAACUGUUCUGACACAGGAUUUUCUGGAAUGUUCUGUGAAAAUAACAUAGAUGAUUGUGAAUCAAAACCUUGCCAGCAUGGAGCACAGUGUGAAGAUAAGGUGAAGGACUACCAAUGCCAUUGCUAUGAAGGUUAUAGCGGCAAAAAUUGUGAAACAGAUAUAGAAGAAUGUGCUUCAUCACCUUGUCUCAAUAGUGCUCUCUGCUUAGAAAACUCAAAUCAGACACUCUAUGAAAUGAAUUAUCUAGGAUUCUUCCCGUCUUUUAACUACGAAACAGCCAGUGGAUACAGAUGUAUUUGUUCUUCUGGAUUUACUGGAGCAAACUGUGAAACCAACAUCGACGACUGCGAAAUAAAUGAAUGCAAAAAUGGAAUAUGCAUCGAUGGUAUUAACGACUACUACUGUGCUUGUCAUCUUGGUUAUGAUGGUCAGCAUUGUGGGAGGGAAAUCAAUGAGUGCCAAAUGCUUGAGCCUUGUGAAAAUGGUGCAACUUGCAUCGAUUUGAUUGCUGAUUAUAAAUGUGAUUGCUUGCCUGAAUAUGGCGGAAAGAACUGUCAAACUAACUUGCUUGGAUGUAUAAAUGCUCAUUGUGAAAAUGGGGCUACUUGUGUACCUGAUCUUGAUGAAAGAGGCAAUCACGUUCAUUCCUGUCUUUGCCCUCCGGGGUUCUAUGGUCGAUCUUGUGAAACAUCUACCACUGUUUCAUUUAAUACUAAUGACUCUUUGGUCGUUACACAUUAUAACGCCUUGCUGAAUGCAUUCAAACUGCAGUUUCAUUUCCGUACCACGCUUUCCAGUGGCCUGAUAAAUUCUGGAUACUUAUCAGGUAGUUCGAUUCAUUACCUGCUGUAUUUGUGGAAUGGCAUGAUCAAAGUUGAUGUCUAUGAUAGAAGUUAUCAAAUUGCAGAACUUUUCUCAAAGAAUGGCCAGAACGAUUCUUUGUGGAAAUCUGUGGAACUUAACUUUGUACCCAAAAAAGUUGCUCUCAAUGUUUCCGGUUGGGUGGUUCAAAAAUCUAUUGAUUUUCCAGAAUUGAACUACUCGGUGACUUUUGGUUCACUACAAAAUUUAAAUGUGAACAGUGGGGCACUAGUAAAUAGCUGGAAUUCAAUUCCUGAUUUCAUUGGCUGCAUUCAAGACAUAUAUAUUAAUGGUGACAUAAUCAUUCCAAAUCAGAACAGUGAACUCCGUGGUGCGCAAGAAGGUUGUUACAGAGAAGAACAAUGUGAAGGCUCUCCUUGUCAUAACGGAUAUUGCAAAGACAACUGGUUAGGCUAUGAAUGUAUUUGUUCACGUCCACAUUUUGGUGUCACUUGUCAAUACAGCUAUGAAGCUGCAACUUUUGGAUACAAAAAUGAAAGAAGCAGGGCAGAACUUUUAAUUCCUGAGGCUGAAAAACCCGUGCUGAGUCAACAAGUGGACAUAUCAUUUUUCUUGAGGACUAGAAACACAACUGGACUUGCUUUCUAUUUGGGCUCCAGACUGGAUGGUUCAAGCAACUGUAGUGAACAGGAAAGUGGCUCAUUCAUGCUUGCUAGGUUGGUGGAUGCCACGCUGCAAAUCAUCAUAAGGCAGCAAAAUAGUGAUAUAGCAGAACUGACACAUUUCAAAACCUUGAAUGAUGGAAAUUAUCAUUUUAUUCAAGUGAAACACAACAGCUCUUCAUUAAUUCUCAGCAUAGAUGGUGACAUCAUGGAGAAAAACCUUGUUUCUUUAAUAUGCAUGGAAGUUCUCUACAUAGGUAGCAUUCCUGAACCAACCAGACAGAAAAGACAAAUUGCUUUUCAUUCCCGUCACCAAAUCGACUUUUUGCUUCAAGAUGACAUCCCAUUUUUCAAAGGUGUUAUUCAAGAUUUUAGGAUAAAUGAUAAGGAAGUUGUAUUUUACAACCUUGAUGCUGUAGAUGAAGGUUUCCCCGAAGAGUUUGGGAAAGUUCAGUUCACAGAUAGUGUUCAGCGAUCAGUGGUCAGUGAUGAUCCUUGCAAUGCAAAUGCCAUAAGUCCAUGUCUUCAUGAAUCAAAGUGUCAGGACACGUGGAAUGAUUAUGUCUGUAUUUGUCCUGAUGAUUAUAGAGGCAAGAAUUGUGAAGAAAUGAAACCGUGUGCUCUACACUCUUGUCCAAGUGAUUCUGAAUGUAGAAAUCUUGAAAAUGGUUUUGAAUGUGUUGCAAGUGCAGCAUUUAAUGGAAAACAAAGUGGAAUACACUAUCAAGUUCAAAAUGUCAACAGCAAUAUAACAAAUAUCACAUUUUCUUUCCGUUCAAUGAGCAACGGAACUGUUUUGUGGUUAGAAAAUACUCGAAAAUUGGACUUUAACCAUUUUCUACACAUUGAAAUACUUUCUGGAACACUGAAAGUAAAGUGGGAUCUAGGCCCCUCUUUUGAUAACCUUUCUUUGCACAAAACAGUCAGCCAGAAGUUUGAUGCUAAAGGGGAGUGGCAACAGGUUGAAUUAUGGUUCGAUGAAAAUCUCGUUCACUUGAAAGUUUCAGACAAUCCCGAAAAUUUAUCGGAAGAUAACUACUCCACCGGCCUUACCGAACUUUUGAAUGGAGGUGCUGAUGUUUAUUUGGGAUACAGACCAGGAUUUUUUAACAACUUCAAGGGAUGUCUGAAUGAUGUUCGAAUAGGUGGACACCUGUUAUCAUUUUUUAAUGAAUCUGUCUUUCAAAAUAAUGACAACCCAUUCAAACUCGCCAAUAAAGAUAUUGAUUUGGGAUGCAUACUCUGCUGGGAUGAUGAUUGUGAACAAGGUACUUGCUUGAAUAGCUCCAGUUCCUAUGAUUGUGAUUGUUAUAAUGGAUAUGAAGGGCAAUUCUGUGAUAUAGAUAUGUGUGUUAAUAAAAGCCCAUGCAAGAAUGAAGGAGUGUGUUACCAUGAUCCUAUGAAUAGUGGAUUGAAAUGCACUUGCCCAAAAGAGUACACUGGCUCAAGAUGUGAGGAAAUGAAUUUAUGUCAUCCAAUGCCUUGUAAGAAUGGUGGAACUUGUAAUCAAGACGGCAACCAGUAUAAAUGUGCCUGUACAGAUUUGUAUGAAGGAAUGGAUUGUAGUGAACCUAAAAUUUUGGACUGUAGUGUUGUACAGUGUAAACGUGGAAAUUGCAUAAAUAUCGACACAUCAAGUGAAAGAAAGUUCAAAUGCUUGUGCUUGGAUGGAUAUGAAGGCAUUUUGUGUAAUGAAACCAUCAAUUUUUGUGCUAAAUCCCCUUGCCAGAACAAUGGAAGGUGCAGCCUUUAUGAAGGGUCAGAUUUUGCUUCCUAUCAUUGUCAGUGCCUGGAUGGAUUUGCCGGAGAGCAUUGUGAGCUCAACAUUGACGAGUGUGAGAACAGCCCUUGCAAAUAUGGGAAAUGCAUUGAUGGGAUUGGUGCCUUUAAAUGUGAAUGUUUUCCAGGAUACAAGGGAGAAUUCUGUGAAGACAAAAUUCGUCAUUGUUCUGAAAAAAAGAAUGUAUGCUACAAUGGAACCUGUGAAAAUCUUCAGGAAGGAUACCAAUGCAACUGCAAAGAAAAUUUCAUUGGCACCCAUUGCAGCGUGUACAAUGAAUGCCACGAGUCCAAGUGCAGCUAUAGAGGAUUUUGUCAGCCACUGAUGGAUGAAUAUGAGAUAAUAUUUGUCCAUCGUUGUGAUUGCAGUGAAGGAUAUAGUGGAAGUGACUGCACCACAGAGCUUGCUGUUCGAGAAAGUGGAGAUGACACUAAUUUGAUUUUAGUUGUGCUCAUUCCAAUACUCUCCCUCCUGAUUUUGUGCCUUCUGGUUGGCACCAUCGUGUUCCUCAGAAUGGCGAAAAAGAAGAGAGCCACCCGAGGUACUUACAGUCCUAGUCGACAAGAAAUGUUCGGUUCCCGCGUAGAGAUGAAUCAUGUGAUGAAGCCUCCUCCUGAAGAACGAUUGAUAUAAGCAACUUUGUGGAGUUGCUUUCUUUCAAUGUGAUUUUAAUUAUUGCUAUCAUCAUCCUCAUACGAGUUUUACCUCAAACUGAAAUUAGCAGUAGAGAUGUGGUUUUUGUUUCAGUGUUUGUUAUUCUGCCAUGGUAAAAAUUUGCCAUAUAGCACUUAUGAGCAAUUUAAGUAAUGGGUAAAUAUCAAUUUUAUGCAGUGCCUUCUUUUUACGGAGAAAAUGUCCGAAAUAAGCCAGCACUUGUUUAUCAGUGAAGCUAAAUUUGGCUAUAUAUAUUGUUCUUUUUUAGCAAUGACUUAUUUAGUGAAAUACUUAAAAUAAGUGCUAUGCAUAGCAGCUUGUGUGAGUAAAAAAAGCCACAAUUGGAUGAAAGAUAUUUAUUUAUUUAACCUGAAACUCAGACUGUAUAAGAGACGGAAUUCUGCUUUGAAUCACCGAUCAUUUGUUCAUACUCGAAGGUGUUGAAAAUUGCACGACUAGUUGACGUUUUGACAGAGAAGUCAAAAAAGAAAGGAAAAAGAAACAUCUAUUAAAAGUAAAAUACGAAGGGGGAAAACAAGUAGAAGUAGUAAUGCAUUGCACAAGUGCACUUAACUCAAUUUAAAACUGCCCAAAAUUCAGCCAGUUUGCUGCUAAAUUGAGACUUUGAUGCAAUCUUCAUUGAAAUACAAUUCUUUUCAAAGGGAUAAAAGUAACUAUUUUUAUAAUUUUUGUAAAUUUAUUUUGAAUUUAACACAUUAUAUACUUGUAGUUUUUUUAACUGGAGCAAGUUUUUCUUUUUAACUAGUAAAAAAUGAUAGUAUAUUUCAGACUGUUUGCAACUUUAAUUCUGACAUUUUGUCUCACAACCAGUGUGCUCUGAUGUGUGUAUAUCUUCAAGGGAAAGAUAAAAGCCACAGCAGUUUCAGUAGUUUUCAUAAAAUGAUUAAUGUACAAUCAAGGAAGUUUCAACCUUCCCCUGAUUUUAGUGAAUUUUUUUUUUCACAGAACAGGAUGCUGAUUGCAGUUAGGGUGAGGACAAAUCAAGAUUGACUGAUUAUUUUUCUCAUCAGUAAAAAUAUACCAAGAAAAACUCUAAAUUUUAAAGAAAAGUUGAAAAAUAACAUACAAUUCUUUUUUUUUUCGUUAUUUUAUUGAAGUAGCUUAUAAAAAUUUCAUUUCAUUGAAAUCAAUUUAGGAUAGAACAUUAUAUGUCCUUCUCCCCGAAGUUGACACCUAAUUAUUAUUAUCAGUCUUUGAAUAUUACAUAAUCAAAAAGAAUACUGGCAGUUUAGUUUAAAAGUGAAGCUUUUUUUUAAUGAGUAUGUAAUAUGUUAAUUUUUUAAAACUUUUACAAAUAUUGCAUCAAAGCAUUAAUUGUUGCAUAAUUUGUAGUGUAUUUUGAAUACGUUGUUGCAGCAUCAGAAAGCCUUACUAAAAUUGAAUCCUGCAUUUAUUACUUUAAGUGCAUAUAAUGCAUAAAAAAAUCACCAAUUUCAGUCUAUCUGCAUGGAAACCAGCACCUUAGUGCAGUGUAUUUUUUGUAAAUAUGUCCUUUGUGUGCAUGUGUGUAUGUACGUGUGUGAAUAUUUAUUGAAGUGUUGGUUGAAAUUUUUAAUUGCUGCAUCUAAUUAUAUAUUUGUGUUAUAAAAAAAAAAUUCCAUUUUUCCUCUCUAUGUGUAGAAAUUGAUUUAAUGAGCUUGUAAAAAUCUAAAAUAGUGAUUCUCUGCUUCCGGAAUGUUUAUUUUUAAGAGAAAUUUUUAAAAAUUUUAAUGGUAUAUUUUAUAAAUUGAAUUUUAAUUAAAAUAUUCAAUUUAUAGAUCUACAAUAAAUAGUAAAAGUAAUGUGCUGGUGCAUUCCUUUUACUUUUUAAGCAAAUCGGCGGAUUCUUAAAAUUCUUCAAAAUUCAUAUGAUUAAAACAGUAAAAUCUUAUUGGAGAAUACCUAUGCAACAAAAUAUGUUUCAACGAAAUAAAUGAGGAGUCCUGUUUUAUCGCCAUCACAUUGUUUGAAUUCCAUCUGUUUGAAGUUUCCAUCACAACAAACAAAAUUUGCAGUUCCUUAAAAUGUGUUGUAACUGAAUUUAACUCUGUAUAUAUGAAUGCAAAUGUUUUUUAAAUAAAAAAUUAAUUUGGAAUGAAAUAUAUUUUCCAAAAAAGAAUACAUUAUUUAAGCUCUGAAAAAAAUAUUUUAUUUGCUAAAACUGGUUGAGUUUAUAAUGUAAUUUAAUGAUCAUACUUAUAAAAAUGACGAAUUUUAUUUGAAUCACUCACAUGCAGAAGUUAAAUAUGUAUAUAGAUUUAUUCCAAGUUUUAUCAGAAGGACUAUUGAAUAUCUUUCAAUUAAUAUAUUUUAUUCUUGUUAGAUUUUAUCAAAUAGUUUACCAAAAUUUUAAUUUGAUACAAAUGUUCAUUGAGAACUUUUCUUAAUAGAUUUAUUUUGAAAAUAUUAUUGUAUGAUUAAUAUUGAUCAGAAAAUUGAAGUUGUGCUUAAUUUAAGGCUUUUGUUUAAUCUCCAAUCUAAAUAUUUUACCAGUUUUAUUCAGUCUAACAUCUUGUGAACGUUGUCAGAUGAAUAAAAUAGGAAAGCUUACAUAAUGCUCAUGCACAAUCAAUGCAGAGAAAAUAGUUUUAUUUUUCAAAUAUGAGGACAAUAUACUUUUCUGAAACUUUUGCAAGUGACGCUCUUAAAAACACACCUGAAUUGUUUUUUGGUUUUUAUGUCAAUUGUCUCAUGUAAUAUUACAUGUGUCCUUUAUAUAAAUAAUGACAUCCCUGACAAGUGCAACAUGCAAAGCUGUAGAUUUAAUUAAAUAUGCCUGAAAAGCUAAAUUUUGUUUCCAAAAAUGAUAAGAACCUCUUUGAUGUAUAUUAAAAGAGCUGUUUGAGAAAAGUUUGAUUAAAUUUUUUCUUGGCAAGGCAUUUCAAAAGUUUUCCAAGUUGCUUUCUUUGUCUUGAGGUUUUAAAAUGUCAAAUAUUAUGUUGUGAUAUUCAACACAAUUUUAAUCUGCUGAUAUGCAAAAAAAGUUAAGUACAGUGAAACCUGUGUAAGUUGACCACUUGCGGUGCACUAUUUUAGUGGUCAACUUAAACAGGUGGUCAACUUAUAGAGGUUGAAUUACAUGAUAUAGAUCUAAUUCUGUGCCUGAAAAUAGUGGUCAAGUUAGACAGGUGGUCAGCUUAACAGUUUUUACUGUACAUGCAAACUUUUAAUUGAUAGAAAAGUUGAUAAACAAUGGAAAGAAAUUUUUAAAAGGUUUUUACUUGGGUAAAGUCUUUUUAAUAGACAAAUAGUGAAUGUAAAUUUUUGAUAGAACAAUGAAAAUUUGUGAUUUAAAACUUAAUAAAAUUUAUUUUAAAAUAUUUUUAGAAAUUCAGGGGCUCAGACUAGUCAAAAACACAGAUGACCUCUUAAAGCAUGAAAUAUUAACAUUCCAUUUGCUCUAUAGCAAUUUACAAAUGAAACUAAAAAUUUGUUAACAUCCUCUGAGAGCUAAGUGUUGUUGGUAUAGAAUCCCUUAUGAUCAGAAACAUGAGUAAAUUGAUACAUUAAUUUUUACAAUGAGAGCAGUUAAGUUUGAUAAAUUCUUCACACAAUAACAAAAAUCUCAAACAUUUUGCCGUUUUCAACAUAUUAAAGUGAUUUCUUAGUCCUUUAUAUUUAUGAUUUUCUAUAAGUUGUUUAUAAAAACAAUGAACUUUCUAAAAUGAAUGUAACAAUUUAAUUUUGAGGAAUUUUUCGCAUAAAAAAAGUUUGGAUCUUAAAAAAAUAUUAAAGAGAACUCGAAUUCACCUACCUGUUCAAAUUGUUUUAAUGUGACAGUAACAAGGGAAAAAAUGUUUUCAAAAGAUUGAGAAAUGAUAAUUCAUUGUUUGUGAAAUGUGAUGAAACGAAAUAAUUGCAAAAGCUUUAAGUUUUCCUAUGAAACUUCUAUUUAUUUGCAUGCUAAAAAUUUCAAAACAAGUAAAGUGAUAUUUUCAUGUUCAAAGAUAUUUUUUCUACUGUAGUUUUGUAUGAUUCAAUGUACCAUGUAUUUUUCAGUAUUUUUUACAUUUUUAUGUGUAUAUAAACACAUUUGUAGUAUAUUUUCAGUGAUUGCACUAAAUUGUAAAAUUCAAAGAAAUCUACAGUUUCAAUUGUGAUAAAAUUAAAUCCGUCCUCAAUAAACAUUCCGCCACUGUGAACAUAAUUUGUGUACCGUCCAUUUUUCAUAUUUGUUGUACAGUUGAUUGUGAAA